AUUUAGAUACAGUUGAUGAAUCAAAUAAUUAUGCAACAAUAUCAAAUGAAACAAAAAGUCUUGAACGUUUUACAGAUAGUUUUGUAUAUAAAGAUUUUGUUCGACAAGGUCUUAUUGUAACAACAUUUCCACCAUCACGUUCAACAAUACGUACAACAAAUGUUACAUCACUUACAUCAACUAUAUCAUUAAUAAAUUCAUCAAAUAUAAAUGAUAAUAAUUUAAAUAGUAAUGUACAACAACAAUUAAUUAAUUCAACUAGUGGAAAUAAUAAUAAUAAUAAUAAUAAUAAUGUAAUGAACACAACAACAGGAAUGAAUACAAUGUCAACAACUAAUACAUUAAUGGUUACUAGUGAUGAUGCUUUUCGUAUUUCACAUAUUAAUCGAAAUUUUGGGUUUUGUAGAAGCUAUCCAUUGGUACUUGUAUUACCUAAAGAUAUUCUCGAUGAAAGUUUGAAAAAAGUAGCACGAUGUCAUAAACUUCAACGUGUUCCUGUUAUUGUUUGGCGUAAUCCACGUACAAAAUCUCUUUUAUUACGUGGUUCAGCUUUUUGUAAUAAAGGUUUUAUUAAUCUACUUGUUAAAGGUCCACAAACAAAUUCAAGUUCAUCAAGUGAUACAAAUGCAAGUAUAGAACAAGAACGUUAUUUUGAUGCUAUUGUUAAAUUAACACCAACAAAAAUGCCAUUUUCAUCAGAUCUUGGUGAUGGUGAUGAACCUGAAUCAACUGAUAUAACACCAUUAUCUGUUCGAAAAACAUCACAUCAUUCAGCAACAAAUCGUUUACAAAAUUUUUUACCAACACGUGUUUUAUAUGAUCGUCCACGAGCAAAAAAAAUGAUAAAAAAUCAAAAUGAAAAUAUAUCAAAUAAUCGAUUAAUAAAUAAAAAUCGUUUAUCUGAUCUUUUCAAAAGUUCGAGUAGUACAACAUUAACGGAUAAUAUGCGAUUGGCUUUUGCUAGUAUUAAUGUUCAUUCAAAUAUUGAUACAUUACCAAGAAGUGAAACAGCAAG
Messenger RNA from Rotaria sordida, 1015 nucleotides. The record is from the annotation of a GenBank genome assembly. Lineage: Eukaryota; Metazoa; Rotifera; Eurotatoria; Philodinida; Philodinidae.